AUGUUAAAUGGCGGUGAGAUGUGGAGAGGUGAUGGGAACGAGAGGGAAUCAAAGGAACACGUAGCACUGAACUGGAAUCAUCAACCGAACGACACCCCUUCGCGUAGGUUCCUGAAGCUAGAACUGGAGCUCAACGUGCACCUUCGUGGGCUCAGCUUCGGAGAACCCGUCCGGUAUGUGUACAACCCAUUGGAGUAUGCGUGGGAGACACAUAGCUGCUACGUUGAGAAGUAUUGCCAGGCGGGCCAGCACUUCCUGUUUUUGGGCAUGAAUCCUGGACCAUUUGGCAUGGCCCAGACGGGGGUGCCCUUUGGGGAAGUCAAGUCUGUAGUUGACUGGCUGAGGAUCACAGGGACAGUUGGUCGCCCUGAGAACGAGCAUCCAAAGCGCCGCAUCAGUGGUCUGGCCUGCACCCAGAGUGAAGUGAGCGGCGCUCGCUUCUGGGGUUUCUUCAGAAAAUUGUGUAGCGAACCGGCAGUGUUCUUCCGCCACUGUUUCGUGCACAACCUUUGCCCGCUUAUUUUCAUGAGCAGCAGCGGGAAGAACCUGACCCCACCUGAGCUCAAUGCCUGUGAGCGUGAGAAGCUCCUACGCUUGUGUGACAUUGCCCUGUGUCAGAUUGUAGAGGCCCUGGGUGUCUCCAUGGUGAUCGGUGUGGGCAAGGUGGCGGAGCAGCGGGCGCGUCGUGCUCUUUCUGCAGCUGGAAUGGACGUGCGAGUGGAGGGAAUCAUGCAUCCUUCUCCCAGGAACCCUCAGGCCAAUAAGGGCUGGGAAACUGUGGCUAAAGCUAAGCUAGAACAACUGGGUGUCCUCUCGCUGCUUCGUAACAACACGUUGCCAGAAUCAUCUCACACUCAAGGGACCUCAUGA
Messenger RNA from Nerophis lumbriciformis (worm pipefish), 870 nucleotides. NCBI's taxonomy places the organism in Eukaryota, Metazoa, Chordata, Actinopteri, Syngnathiformes, Syngnathidae. The record is from RefSeq and is a predicted model, not a curated record.